Gloeophyllum trabeum ATCC 11539 is the source of this 1354-nucleotide messenger RNA. Its product is annotated as NicO-domain-containing protein. Gene Ontology annotation, molecular function: nickel cation transmembrane transporter activity. The annotation marks the transcript as partial. The record is from RefSeq and is a predicted model, not a curated record. Gene Ontology annotation, biological process: nickel cation transmembrane transport. NCBI's taxonomy places the organism in Eukaryota, Fungi, Basidiomycota, Agaricomycetes, Gloeophyllales, Gloeophyllaceae. The transcript is spliced from 12 exons. Gene Ontology annotation, cellular component: plasma membrane.
CAUGGUCGGCCUCAACUUCAAGUCCCUGAGGCGUUUCCGACUGACGUUGUUCGGGCGCGCUCUGCUCGUCGUCGCGGGCGAGGUGCUGGCUAAUGCUAUUUGCUGGAUCGUAUGCGCGAUCCUGUUCACCAGGAACGCAGCUUCGCGCUCGAUUCUCAGUCUCGCACUGCUGGCAUGGACGAUCGGGUUGAGGCAUGCGCUCGACGCUGAUCAUAUAAGUGCAAUCGACAACGCAACCCGCGGCCUCAUCAGCCUCGGCCAACUCCCCGUAACCUGCGGGCUCUUCUUCUCCUUGGGGCACAGCACCGUCGUCAUCGUAGUGAAUGUGGCGAUCGCCAUCAGCACGAGCGUCUAUGAAAAACUGGACGGCGUAGGCCAAGUCGGCGGAAUAGUCGGCAGCGCAGUGAGCGCGUCCUUCCUCUUCCUCGUCGGCCUCGCAAACUCCAUCAUCCUAUGGCGGAUUAUCCGGCAGCGACGAGCGGAACGCGCGCGCCGCAAGCGCCAGCUCGAGGAGGGCGAGCGUGAGAUUGCCACAGAUACAGAACCGGCAGACAAGGUGAACGACAGUAUGCUGAUGAUGCGCAUCCUCGGGCCCGUUGUCAAGUUCGUGAACCGGCCCUGGAAGAUGUACCCCGUCGGCGUGCUCUUCGGUUUUGGAUUCGACACGGCAUCGUCGAUCGCGCUGCUAGCAGUGUCGGGGAUAGCCAAACGUAGCGCGGACGGCACGGCUAUCGCCCCGGGUGACAUAGUCAUCUUACCGCUGCUGUUCACGGCGGGGAUGAGCCUCAUCGACAGCCUCGACUCGGUCCUGAUGGUCUACUCCUACUCCGAUUUCUGUGAGCACUCGUUGGCUCUGUUCAGGAGAGUCGAUCCGUCGCCAAACGCCGGGACCCUCGAACCACUGCCGGCAGCUGAUCCUCCUGCGGCAGAAAAGCCUGAUGACGAGAAGAAGGGAGAGGCGCCUGGCAAAGAGGCCGAUGCUCUGCCAAUCUCCGUGUCCUCCACGGAAGCAGCCCAGCAGGCCAACACGGACACUGACAGGCUCCUCGAGCUCAAGCACAACACCAUGUCCAACUUGAGCAUCAUCCUCACUUUGAUGAGCAUCCUCGUCGCAUUCAGCAUCUCGCUGAUAACCACCAUGGGCCUCAUCGGCGACAACUGCGCAAAGUGCCGAGCCGCCGCGGAAGCCGCAGACGGCGGGGGGCUCGCGGGGAGCUGGUGGCGCGCCUGGGCUAGAGCAAACGACAAUUCCGGCUACAUUGGAGCGGGCAUCGUCGGUGCGUUCCUGCUCGUCGUCGUGUGUUGGUACGCGCACCGUCUGGCACGGAAGAAAUAUGGGCGUCACGGCAAGUAG